Messenger RNA from Diversispora eburnea, 486 nucleotides. The record is from the annotation of a GenBank genome assembly. NCBI's taxonomy places the organism in Eukaryota, Fungi, Glomeromycota, Glomeromycetes, Diversisporales, Diversisporaceae.
AUGGUAAAUGUUUCAACCAAACCUUCAACCAUUCGUACUGCAGUUGCCAUAGGAAAAAUUAGAAUUGGUUGUGAAGCAUUUAAGCUUGUUUAUGCCAAUUCAAUGAAAAAAGGUGAUGUCUUAACAGUUUCUCAGAUUGCAGGAAUUAAUGGAGCUAAACAGACUGGAUAUAUUAUUCCCCUUUGUCAUCCUUUAUUACUUUCUCAUAUCUCAGUUGAUUUAAGAUUAGAAGAAAGUGAUUAUUCAAUUGAAAUUAUAUCAAAAGUUGAAUGUGAAGGCAAAACUGGGGUGGAAAUGGAAGCACUUACUGCAGUUAGUAUCGCAGCUUUAACGGUUUUUGACAUGUGUAAAUCGGUUACUAAAAAUAUGGUAAUUGAAAAUUUGCGAGUUAUUCACAAAACUGGUGGAAAAAGUGGAAAUCUUAAUAGUGGCCCUUCAAAUCCAAAUUACAAUCCAUUGUCUAAUAAGUCAACACCAAUUAUUUGA